Molecule: messenger RNA, 5213 nt
Organism: Artibeus jamaicensis (Jamaican fruit-eating bat)
Lineage: Eukaryota; Metazoa; Chordata; Mammalia; Chiroptera; Phyllostomidae
Gene: THEMIS
Product: thymocyte selection associated
Exons: 5
Coding region: 211-2013 (600 amino acids)
Biological process (GO): T cell receptor signaling pathway
Source: RefSeq, a predicted model, not a curated record
CUCUAACACCUUUUGCCCCCUGCCUCCUCCUCCCUCCCCCCUCACUGUCCUCCCCACUUCUAGCUACACCACCCCAGCUGGGCUCUAAUGUGAUAUCCCUGCCUGGCUGAGGGAGGGAUCAUGAGCAGGGUCUGCACUGACAGGCAAGUGACACCCAGAAGCCACAGGCUUCUGUAAGUACGAGGUCUGCGAGAGACCCAAGUCGGAGCAAUGGCAUUGUCACUGGAAGAAUUUGUCCACUCCCUUGACCUCAGGACUCUGCCCAGGGUCCUGGAAGUCCAGUCAGGCAUCUACUUUGAAGGCUCUAUUUAUGAAAUGUUUGGAAAUGAAUGCUGUUUGUCAACAGGAGAAGUGAUUAAAAUUACUGGUCUCAAAAUUAAAAAAAUAAUAGCCGAAAUUUGUGAGCACAUUGAAGGUCAUGAAUCUCCACAACCGUUUGAACUGCCUAUGAAUUUUCCAGGUCUUUUUAAGAUUGUGGCUGAUAAAACUCCAUACCUUACUAUGGAAGAAAUUACCAGGACCAUUCAUAUUGGACCAAGUAGACUGGGGCAUCCUUGCUUUUAUCAUCAGAAAGAUAUGAAACUGGAAAAUCUCAUCAUAAAGCAAGGUGAGCAAAUCACACUCAACUCAGUUGAAGAAAUCAAUGGAGAAAUAAUGGUAAACUGUGGAGUGAUAAGGAAUCAUCAAAAUCACUCAUUUACUUUGCCUUUGUCACAAGAAGGAGAAUUCUAUGAGUGUGAAGAUGAACAUAUUUAUACUCUAAAGGAGAUCGUUGAAUGGAAGAUCCCCAAGAACAGAACGCGAACUGUGAAACUCACAGAUUUUUCAAAUAAGUGGGACUUAACGAAUCCAUUCCCUAAAGGCUUUUAUGGUGCUCUGAUACUCAAGCCCGUUUACGAAAUUCAAGGUGUGAUGAAAUUCCAAAAGGAUAUAGUCCGCAUCCUCCCCAGUUUAGAUAUUGAAGUCAAAGACAUUACUGACAGUUAUGAUGCCAACUGGUUUCUUCAGCUGUUGUCUACACAGGAUCUUUCUGAAAGGACCAGUAAAGAGUUCCCCGUGGUGGCUGAAGUCAUAGAAGCACCUCAAGGAAACCAUCUCCCCAGAAGCAUUUUACAGCCUGGGAAAACCAUUGUGAUUCACAAAAAGUAUCAGGCAUCUCGGAUCUUAGCUUCAGAAAUUAGAAGCAAUUUUCCUAAAAGACACUUUUUAAUCCCCACUAGUUAUAAAGGCAAGUUCAAGCGACGACCUCGGGAGUUCCCAACAGCUUAUGACCUGGAGAUAGCGAAGAGUGAGAAGGAAGCUCUCCACGUGGUGGCCACCAAAGCCUUUCACCCCCCUCAUGAUGAGUUGUCAUCCGUGUCUGUCGGGGACCAGUUUCUAGUGCAUCACUCACAGACGACUGAAGUCCUCUGCGACGGGAUCAAAACAGUGGUGAAUGUUCUGGCCUGUGAAAAAAUCCUCAAAAAACCAUACGAGACAGCGCUGCUCCCUUUGUACAUGGAAGGAGGCUUUGUGGAGGUGAUCCAUGACAAGAAACAGUACCAGAUCUCUGAGCUCUGCGCACGGUUCCACUGGCCCUUCAAUGUGAAGGUCUCUGUGCGAGAUCUUUUCAUCGAAGAAGACAUUUUGGCUGCUACCCCAGGACUGCAAUUGGAGGAAACCGUCACGGACACUUACCUGCUCAUAAGUGACUUUGCCAACCCCACUGAGUGCUGGGAGUUUCCUGUCAGUCGCUUGAAUAUGACUGUGCAGUUAGUUAAUAGUAAUUCGUCUCAGGAUACAGGAUCAAUUCUAGUCAAGACUCUGAUUGAAGAGAUCACAGAAGAACAGUAUUACAUGAUGCGAAGAUACGAGAGCUCUUUCUCGCACCCCCCACCGCGCCCCCCCAAGCACCCUGCAGUGGGAGAAGCAAAGCUAACUCUGCUACACGUGGCGGAAGAAAAGACCGUGGGGCUGCCGAAGUCCCCCAAGAAAUCUUCAAAAAUGAAAAACAUCAAAAAUAAUGAGAGUUGACUGAAGCCACUGGUGAUGAGAACAAAUGUUACAAUGGAAAAGUAAGCAUAGCCUUCUGGCUGAAAACAACUACUUCCCAAUAACCUUUCCAAGAAACUUGACUUGCCCGUGCAAAGAAGAAAACAACUUUAAAAGUUUUAAGAGAUAAAACAAAUAAGAGACCUAUGUAAAGAAUUCGUAUAGUCUGCCCAGUUGUACCAAAAUCUUUAUGUAUGAUCUCCUUGUUACUAGGACAUAUUUAUUGAAUGUGUGCUUUGGGGGGGGUUAUGUCCACUAACAAUUAUUAAGCAAUUGAAAAAUUAUUUGACUUUCAGUUCCUGAGUAAAACCGGUACAAAAUAGGAUGACAUCUCACCAAGUAUUUACUUCUAUUUCCACAGUUGUUUUUGCCAUUUUUCUGGUGUUAAAAUCAUUCCCUUUAAAAUUAACUUUAAAAAAUUAUAUCUGAGAGUGAUUUAAAAUAGCUGGCUUUCUUAUCUCAUUUUCUUAGAACUGUAAAAAUGAGUUUUACUUCACAUUUUUAGUUUGUUUUGGAAAUACUCUGUAAAUAAGGGUGUUUGGGGAUUUAACAGUUCAAGCCUUGGUGAGUCACAGUGAUUUUGCCAUAACUUUCUCCCGAGUUUCCUAACAACCAGAGUCCAUGACUGCAAUAUAAGCAAAGUGCUGAUAAUAUACUUAUCAUUUUAUGUGGUGUAUAUUAGAUAACCCUGUAGGUUAAUGUUUAUUAGGAUUGUAGGAAAACCAUUUUAUUUAUGUAUUAUUAUGUAUUAAGUAUAUAAAGGUAAUAUUAUUUUGCAUCCAACAAAAUGCAGAGACAGAGAAGUUAACUUCUCAUUGAAGUUAUAUUGGAAGUUAAUGUCAGGACUUGGUUUCAUUCAUAGGUUAUACUCUUUACAAAAGUUACUAGUUCAUCUUCUAUCUCAUCAUUAUUUUAUGUACAGAAAUUAUUCAUUGGUUUGGUACCAAAGAAUUUCUGAUGACAACAAAUGAUGAAUCAAUUUUUCAACAGAAAAAGGAAAUUACAGUUAGAGAUCUUUUACGCAAUGUUUUACACAAGGGGUACACCAUGAGGUAUCCCUUGACCAUGUGUGGGCAAUGAUGGACCACAAAUACAGUGGUGGUUCCAUAAGUUUCUAAUGGAGCUGAAAACUUCCAUUGCCUAGGGAUGUCAUAGCCACCAUAACAUUGUUGCACAAAGGCUGCAAAAAUCAACAAGUCCGUGGAUGAGAUGGCACACAGCCUUAACCUGAGUGUGGAUAAGGAUGACUUUGAGAUGCUCUUAGAGGUUGUUCCUUAGCAGUUGAUUUACAAGUUAUUGUAACUAGUUGAAGACUAGGCAAGAGAAAAGGAAAACAAGGCAGAAGAAGAAGAACCCCUGAGGAAACUGAGUGGAGCAUUUAGCAAAAGCUUUUUCACACCUCCAAAAAUUCCUCAAAAUGUUUGAAAAUGUUGACCCCUUGAUACCAAAAGAUAAUCACAAUACAUUAACUAUUUAGAAGCAAAUCUGUAAUGAAAAACACAAAUGAGCCAAGCAAACCAUCAUGGCCAUAGUUCUGAAAAGAGUGGCACCUCCUCAAGGAGAGCCUCGGGCAGGUCCUUCACGGGGUGUUCCAGAAGGCGCUGCUCUCACGGAGAUGGCAGCUCUAUGUGUGGGAUGAGGGUGGUGUUGAUGAGCCUCACCCUGUCCAGGUCUGGGCUAACGUGUGUGUUUGUACCUUCAUUUGUAACAAAAAAAGUUUUAGAAUUAGAAAAAAGGCUUAUAGAAUAAGACUAUAAAGAAAAAAAUAUUUUUGUACAGCAGUAAAAUAUGCCUGUGCAUUAAGCUAAAUGUUAUUACAAAAGAAUUGAAGAGUUCAAAAAUUAAAAGCCACAUGUAGUAAAAAAAGUUACAGUCAGCUAAGGUUAAUUUAUUACUGAAGAAAGAAAAAUCCGUUUUAUAAAUUUAGUGUAGACUAGGUGUACAGUGUUUAUAAAGUCUACAGUAGCAGACAGUAGUGUCCUGGGCCUUCGAGUUCACUCCUCACUCCCUGACUCACCCAGAGCAACUUGUAGUGCUGUAAGCUCCAUUCAUGGUGAAUGCCCUAUACAGGUGUACCAUUUCUGGUUUUAUAUUGUAUUUUACUGUACUUUUCUAUGUUUGGGAUAUGUUUAAGUAUAUAAAUACUUACCACUGUGUUACAGCUGUCUACAGUAUUCAGCACAGUAACAUGCUGUACAGGUUCACAACACUGUACCACAGAGCCAAAGCGUGUAGCAGGCCAUACCAUCCAGGGUUGUGUGAGUGUCUCUGAUGUUCCCAGUGAUGAGAUUUCCUGAUGAGGCAUUUCUCAGAACGUAACUCCACUGUUAAGUGACACAUAACUUCUCCGAUUUGGAUUACUGUCCCUUAUCUUUUUUCCUUUUUAAGUGAAAGGAGUUCUGAUUUACAAUAUCUGAAAGCUUGUUUAUUAAUUUGAUGUGGUAAUAGUAUUAAUUAUGUACAAUUUCUGAAAAUUUCUGGGAUGGCUUCUGAGAACAACACUGUGGUUGUUUCGGCCUCUAAGAGCAAGAUCUCUUCACGUGAUGCCCCACAUGUGGUCAUUGCAGCACACAGGGAGGCCUUUCUCAACCCAACAAUUUUGGCCAGCUCGUGUUAUUUUUCAAAUAAUAAUGGAUACUUAGUUGUGAUUUUUCUUGGUAUAUGAGAACAAUUAAAUGUGUACACUUAGUAAGUACAAUUCUUUGAUUAGAAAAAUCAGGAUACUCUCCCUCUUAGUUUGGUUUUACAUCAUGGAGGGCUUUCCAGUGGAAAUCAUACAAAACAUUUCUAAUUUAAUAUAAAUUUUGCUGUGUGCUGGGCUUUCAGUUCUUUGAUAUUGAAAAGUGUAAUAAACUUUAUGCUCAUUGAUGGAAGAUUUGGGGAGGUUGAAAAUAAAUUUUCUCAUUUUAAUUCAUGUGUGUGUGUGUGUGUGUUCUCUGUCAUGUUUAGCUGUGACACAACUAUCAUUUUAUAACAAGUAAGUUACAAUGUUCCUUAACUAAAAACAAAAUCAAUUCUUCACUACUAGGAAGGAAGCUGCCUAUUUUAAAGAAGGCAGAAAGAGAGACAUCCUCUCCACCCCUACCCAUCCCAAACCAGAGGCCGAUAGUGUUGAACACAAUGACCAAAUUUCACAGCAUGGUCAGGCUGCGUAGGAAGCUGCCAAGGCUGCGAGUUGUUAA